Dentiscutata erythropus is the source of this 534-nucleotide messenger RNA. NCBI's taxonomy places the organism in Eukaryota, Fungi, Glomeromycota, Glomeromycetes, Diversisporales, Gigasporaceae. The record is from the annotation of a GenBank genome assembly.
AUGAUUAAAAUCUGGUCAAUUAAGAAGGACAAUUCUUCCGCUGAAAAAAAAAAAUCGAAAAUUAGUGCUGCUCAGAUUCGUGUUCAAAAAGACUUAACUGAGCUAGCACUCCCGGAUACAAUGCAAAUGAGUUUUCCGGAUGAAUCAGAUCUUCUCAAUUUUAACUUGUCCAUAACACCUGACGAAGGCUUCUAUCGAGGUGGUGUGUUUAAAUUCACUUUCAACAUAAACAAUAAUUAUCCUCAUGACCCCCCAAAGGUUCGCUGCACUCAAAAGAUUUAUCAUCCAAAUAUUGAUCUUGAGGGUAAUGUUUGCCUGAAUAUCCUUCGUGAAGAUUGGAAACCUGUCUUGAAUUUAAAUUCUGUCUUAGUGGGAUUGCAAUAUUUGUUCUUGGAACCAAAUCCUGAAGAUCCACUCAAUAAGGAAGCGGCUGAGGAGAUGAGAAAUAAUCGGAAAAACUUUGAAUACAAUGUAAAACAAUCGAUGAGAGGCAAAGAUGUUAAGGGCGUCUAUUUUGAAAAUGUACUAUCUUAG